Messenger RNA from Charadrius vociferus (killdeer), 6168 nucleotides. RefSeq names its product epiplakin-like. Gene Ontology annotation, molecular function: structural molecule activity; keratin filament binding. Gene Ontology annotation, biological process: intermediate filament bundle assembly; wound healing. Gene Ontology annotation, cellular component: cytoskeleton; cytoplasm; keratin filament. NCBI's taxonomy places the organism in Eukaryota, Metazoa, Chordata, Aves, Charadriiformes, Charadriidae. The record is from RefSeq and is a predicted model, not a curated record. The transcript has 3 exons. The coding region runs from base 1 to 6168 and encodes 2055 amino acids.
AUGGAGAGCAAGCCAGCAGUGAAUGGCCAUGCUGCCCCCCUCCCUCACCAGGAAGACAUGCCAGGAGCAAACCACUUGUGCCAGGACAUGUUGCCUCGCAAACAGAAAAAAGCAGCUGAUGGGGAUGUGACGGUGAUGGAUGCUUCUAGCGAGCCCUUGGAGGCAGCUGGCAGCAUUGCUGGAGUGUAUGUAGAAGCUUCGAAGAAGAUAAUGAGCUUUUAUGAUGCCACCAGAGAGCAUCUUCUGAGUUUGGAUUCGGCACUUUGUCUUCUUGAGGCCCAGGCAGCCACGGGCUUCAUCGCUGACCCGGUGAAGAACAGGCACGUCUCCGUAGCAGAAGCCCUGCAGAUGGGGCUGGUGGGGCUGGAACUGAAGGAGAGGCUGCUCUCUGCAGAGAAAGCUGCUACUGGCUUUGUGGACCCCUACACAGAAGAGAAAAUCUCCCUCUACCAGGCCAUCCAGAAGGACCUGAUCGGGCAGGAGCAAGGGACUCGACUGCUCGAGGCCCAGAUUGCAACCGGGGGCAUCAUUGACCCAGCCACUGGCUGCCGGCUCCCAGCAGAUGUUGCCUGUGAGAAGGGAUAUUUGGAUGAAGAGAUGACCCAGCUCCUCUCUGACCCCAGCAAUGAGGACAACAAAGGGUUCCUCAACCCCAGUACUAUGGAGAGGGUCGCUUACGUGGAGCUCAUGAAGAGUUGUGUUGUUGAUCCGGCCUCAGGCUUCCUCCUCUUGCCCCUGCAAAUCACGUUCCCAGGGCUGGCAGGGAGGGUGAGCAGCAGAGAUCUGCUGGACUCCGGCAUCAUCAGCCCUGAUACCUUCAGAGGUCUUGAGGAGGGAAGAAUUUCUGCCCAGGAGGUGGCAGAGAAUGACUCCGUUCAGCAGUUCCUGCAUGGGACAAGGAGCGUGGCAGGUGUUGUCCUGCCUUCCAGCGAGCGGAAAAGCCUUUACCAGGCACUGAGAGAGCAUCUCCUCAUGCCUGGUGCUGCUCUGGUGCUCCUGCAAGUCCAGGCCUCCACCGGCACCCUGACAGACCCCAUAAAGAACAAAAGCUACUCAGUUGAUGAGGCUGUCAGGGUCGGUCUCAUUGGCCCAGAGCUUCAUGAGAAACUCUCCUCAGCUGAGAAGACCAUCACUGGGUACAAGGACCCCUACACUGGAGAAAUGCUCUCUCUGUUCCAAGCCAUCAGGAAGGGCUUUAUCCCCAGGGAUCAUGGCAUUUGCCUUCUGGAGGCUCAGAUGGCCACAGGGGGUAUAAUCGCUCCAGGCAGGCACCUCCGUGUCCCCACAGAGACAGCUUGCAAGUGGGGGUACCUGGAUGAAGCCACAAGACAGCUCCUCUCCAGUCCUACUGAUGACAUGAAAGGGUUCUUCGACCCCAGCUCCAAGGAGAAGAUGACCUAUGCAGACCUGCUCAAGUGCUGUGUCACUGAUCCCAACACGGGGCUCAUUCUGCUGCCACUUGGUGGAGAAGGCAGAGAAGGAGCUGAGGGAACCCACCUCUUCUUUGACCAUAGGACCCAAUCAGCUCUGGAAAACACACAGGUACCCAUUGCUUUAGGCAAAUUCAAGGGAAAGUCGGUGUCUCUCUGGAAACUCCUAUUCUCAGACUACAUCCAGAGUGAGCAAAGAGCUGCUCUCACCCAGCAGUACCUUACAGGAACACUCUCUAUGCAAGAAUUGGGUAAGGCAGUCAAGGCCACCGUUGAGGAAAUGGCUUCCGCUGCUAAUGUCACCUUUGAAGGACUGAGGCACCGGGUGACAGCGGACCAGCUCCUGAGCUCUGAAAUCAUCAACAAAGAUUUGUUUAAGAAACUGAAGGAGGGAGAAACAUCAGCCAAAGAAGUUGUCAGCAUGGACACUGUCAAGAAGUACCUGCAAGGUACAGGUAGCAUUGCUGGGCUCCUGCUUCCUGACUCCCAGGAGAAGAUCAGUAUCUACCAGGGAAAGCGGAAAGGACUUUUAAGGCCAGGAACAUCACUGAUCCUCCUGGAGGCACAGGCUGCUACUGGAUUUAUCAUUGACCCAGCUGCCAACAAAAGGUAUUCUGUGGAUGAGGCGUUAAGAGCAAACGUCAUUGGCCCAGAUGUUUAUGACAAGCUAUUGACUGCAGAGAAAUCAGUCACUGGCUACAGAGAUCCCUACUCAGGGAACAAGAUCUCCCUCUUCCAGGCCAUGAAGAAGGAGCUCAUCGUCAAGGAUCACGGCAUCCGCCUCCUCGAGGCCCAGAUUGCCACUGGCGGCAUCAUCGACCCCGUCAACAGCCACCGCAUCCCGGUGGAGGUGGCCUACAAGCGCGGCUACUUUGACAAGAAGAUGAACUUAAUCCUUUCUGAUCCCAGUGACGACACCAAGGGCUUCUUCGACCCCAACACCCAUGAGAACCUCACCUACCUGCAGCUGAAGGAGAAGUGCAUCACAGAGCCGUCCACCGGGCUCUGCCUCCUUCCUCUGAACAGCAGGAAGCGCCAGUUCAUCGACGACACCACCAGACGGGUGUUCAGGAGCUCCUGGCUGCCAGUCAGGUUUGGGCGGUUACGGGGGGAGAAGGAAAAAGGGGUCUCCCUCUGGGAGCUGGUCCAUUCUGGGUAUUUCACCGAGGAGCAAAGGAGUGACUUCAUGGAGAAGUUCCGGUCUGAGGAAAUGUCGCUGCAGCAGCUGGUUGCUCUCGUGCUCAGAUUGGUUGGGGAGAUGGAGAUGAAAGCCCGCACCCAGAUCACCUUGGAAGGCUUGCGGGGCAGUGUCCCGGCAGUCUGGCUGCUGGACACUGGCAUCAUUACUGAGAAGACGUUUGAAGAACUGGCUCAGGGCAUAAAAACUCCCGAGGAAGUGGCUGCGAUGGAGAGUGUGAGGAGGUACUUGCAGGGCACAGGCAGCAUUGCCGGGGUGUUCAUAGAGGCAUCCAAAAAGAAGAUGACCUUUUACGAUGCCAUGAAAAACAAUCUUCUCCUCCCUGGGGCUGCUCUGAGGCUGCUAGAAGCUCAGGCAGCCACAGGAGACCUAACUGACCCGGCAACAAACCAGAGACUCAGCGUGAGGGAUGCCGUGAAAGCAGCUGUUGUUGGCGAAGAGCUCACCGAGAAACUCCUUCUCGCUGAGAGGGCGGUGACUGGCUACACAGACCCCUACACGGGGAGUUCCAUCUCACUAUGCCAAGCGCUCAGGAAAGAGCUGAUUCCCCUGGGAGACGCUGUUCCCUUGCUAGAGGCCCAGCUGGCCACAGGAGGGGUCAUUGAUCCCAUUCACCACCAUCAUCUUCCACUCCAGGCCGCGUGCAGGUAUGGCUUCUACGAUGAGGACCUGAACCAAACCCUCUCUCAGCUGAAUGACAGCACCAAAAUCUUCUUUGAUCCAAACACAAAGGAGAACGUGACCUACCAGCAGCUGAAGGACAGAUGCAUUCAGGAGGCUGAGUCAGGUGUCUGGCUCCUUCCUCUCUCAGAAGAUGCCAUGUUCUGUGUGGAUGAACAAACCAUGGAGGUGCUGAAAUCUGUGACAGUUUGUGUCAACAUAGGGAGGUUCAAAGGACAGACUGUGUCAGUCUGGGACCUUCUCAACUCUGAAUACCUCUCAGACAGCAAGAGAAGAGAGCUAGUGCAGAAGUACAAAGAUGAGAAUACUGAAGUGCUACACGAAAUCGUAACAAUUGUCACCACAAUCAUCAAAGAGACUGAGACACAUGGCAAGAAGUUUGCAUUCAAGGGCCUGCGGAAAAGAGUAUCCGCCAGUGACCUCUUCCAGUCUCAACUGAUAGACAAAAAAACCCUCGAUGAGCUCAACCAGGGGAAGAAAACAGUCAAAGAAGUCACUGAAAUGGACUCUGUCCGCAGGUACCUGGAGGGCAGCAAUUUCAUAGCAGGGGUCCUUAUACAGCCAAGCAAUGAGAAGAUGGGCAUCUACCAGGCCAUGCGGAAGGGCAUCCUGAGACCAGGGACAGCACUGGUGCUGCUGGAGGCACAGGCUGCCACCGGCUACAUCAUCGACCCAGAGAAAAACAAGAAGUUUUCAGUGGAGGAAGCAUUAACUGCAGGUCUAAUUGGAGGGGAGAUUUUUGAAAAGCUACUGUGUGCAGAAAGAGCCGUGACGGGCUACACCGACCCCUACACAAAAGCCCCAAUGUCCCUGUUUGAAGCUAUGAACCAAGGACUGAUUGUGAAGAGCCACGGCAUUCGCCUCCUCGAGGCCCAGAUUGCCACCGGUGGCAUCAUCGACCCCGUGCACAGUCACCGCAUCCCCGUGGAGGUGGCCUACCAGCGCGGCUACUUCAACCAGGAGAUGAACCAGAUCCUCUCCGACCCCACCGACGACACCAAGGGCUUCUUCGACCCCAACACCCACGAGAACCUCACCUACAUGCAGCUCCUGGAGAGAUGUGUCCAAGAUUCAGAGACUGGGUUGUACAUGCUACAAGUUGUAAAGGAAAGAGGAAAGUACUUUUACAUUGAUGAGUCUACAAAACAAGUUUUGCGCUCUAAGCCCCUUGAAGUGAAAAUUGGAAAGUUUAAGGACCAAAGAGUUUCCAUCUGGGAAAUUCUCUGCUCUCAUUACAUCUCUGAGCAGAAAAGGAAAGAACUAGUGAUACAGUACAAAUGCAAAACCCUCACACUGGAAGAUCUUAUAGCUCUCAUUCUCAAAAUAAUUGAGGAUACCGAGCAAAGAGGGGAAGCCCUCAAGGUUAAAGGACUCCGGGGGGAUGUGUCAAUAUCAGAAUUGUUUAACUCUGAGAUAAUUGACAAGAAAACUCUAGAUCAGCUGCAGGAUGGGAGUCUCACGCUUGCCAGCCUCACAAAGAGGGACACCAUCAAAAGGUACUUGGAUGGCACUGGAUGCAUUGCUGGAGUUCUACUCCCAUCAAGGAAAGAGAAGAUGAGCAUCUACCAGGCCCUGAAAAAGGGCCUCCUCACAGAGCCAUGUGCACUGGGGCUGCUGGAGGCACAGGCUGCCACUGGUUUUCUCAUUGACCCACUGAAAAAUAAGAAGCUCUCUGUGAAUGAGGCCGUCCUGUCUGGGCUGGUGGGCAGCGAGAUGCACGAGAAGCUCCUGUCAGCAGAGAGGGCCGUGACAGGAUACACAGAUCCUCAUGCAGGAAAUAAAAUUUCCCUCUUCCAGGCCAUGCAACAAAAGAUAACAGUCAAGGAGCAUGGCGUCCGCCUCCUUGAGGCCCAGAUUGCCACCGGUGGCAUCAUCGACCCUGUGCACAGCCACCGCCUCCCCGUGGAGGUGGCCUAUCGGCGCGGAUAUUUGGAUAAUGAUACGUUUCUCCUACUUUCUGAUCCAGAUCAUGGUAGCAAAGGUUUUAUAGAUCCAAACACUCAUGAGAAAAUCAGUUACAGUCAACUCCUACAGAGAUGUUCCAAAGACAGAGAUACUGGAUUGUACCUGCUGCAGAUCAUGGAAAAAGAAGAUGAGGACAGAAGUGACGUCUGGUUCCAAGGACUGAGACAACAAAUAACAGCAUCAGAACUCCUCAGCGCACAGAUAAUCACAGAAGAAACAAUGGAAAAACUCAAUGAAGGAAAAGAGACGGCCCAAGAAAUAGCACAAAUGGAAAGUGUGAGAAGAUACCUUGAGGGAACUGGAAGUAUCGCCGGCGUGCUGGUGCCCUCCAAGGACCACCCCGCCAAGAUGGAGAAGAUGAGCAUCUACCAGGCCAUGUGGAAGGGCAUCCUGAGACCAGGGACAGCACUAGUGCUGCUGGAGGCGCAGGCUGCCACCGGCUUCCUCGUUGACCCGCUCACCAGCAAGAAGCUCUCCGUGGACGAGGCCAUAUCCUCUGGGCUGGUAGGCAGCGAGCUACAAAAAAAACUUCUUUCUGCAGAGAGAUCUGUGACAGGCUACACGCACCCCUGCACAGGACAGAAGAUGUCCCUGUUCCAGGCCAUGAAGAAGGAGCUCAUCGUCAAGGAGCACGGCAUACGCCUCCUCGAGGCCCAGAUCGCCACCGGCGGCAUCAUCGACCCCGUGCACAGCCACCGCCUCCCCGUGGAGGUGGCCUACCGGCGCGGCUACUUUGACCAGGAGAUGAGCCAGAUCCUCUCCGACCCCACCGACGACACCAAGGGCUUCUUCGACCCCAACACCCACGAGAACCUCACCUACAUGCAGCUCCUCCGCCGCUGCGUGCCCGACCCGGAUACUGGUCUUUUUUUCCUUAAUGUUUUUAGCAAGUAA